This is a messenger RNA of Phascolarctos cinereus (koala), 2378 nucleotides long. It is a transcript of the gene PPM1M, whose product is annotated as protein phosphatase, Mg2+/Mn2+ dependent 1M. The record is from RefSeq and is a predicted model, not a curated record. Gene Ontology annotation, biological process: protein dephosphorylation. Gene Ontology annotation, cellular component: mitochondrion. NCBI's taxonomy places the organism in Eukaryota, Metazoa, Chordata, Mammalia, Diprotodontia, Phascolarctidae. Gene Ontology annotation, molecular function: [pyruvate dehydrogenase (acetyl-transferring)]-phosphatase activity.
CCCCAGACUCCGCGCUCGGAACUCCGAGGUCCGCCUGCCCAGGUCUAAUCAGGAGGACGGGGGCUGCUUCGCAACUUCUCCGCGAGCAGGGUGUCCGAGAUCCCUGCGGGCCACGGCGGGGCACGAGUCUCCCGCUCUAGGGACGCCGUCUGUCAGAGCCCCGACGAGGCCGUGGAUGAGGGCCCAGCGUGGGCUGGCCCCUGCCUCCGAGCCCAUGUCCACGCAAUGGUGGCGGCGCCGCUUCCUGCACCGGGUCCCCUCUUGCGGCCGGGGCCAAUCCAAGGCAAGGGGAUGGGGAACCGGCCUCGGGGACACUGUCGGGAGCCGGGGGCCCCAAGCCUGUGGCAGAGCCGAGCCGGCUAGUCCGCUCCCAUAUCGGCGGCCCAAGUUCCUGCGAGGUGUCAGCCCAGCUCCCUGGCCUGACCCUUACCUAGAUCCUCAGACCCGUCCCAGGCCAGUGUACUGUCCGGCCCCGGACCGGUCCCUGCCUUGGAACGCGGGCUACGCCGAGGUCAUUAAUGCAGAGAAGUCUGAGUUCAAUGAAGACCAGGCAGCAUGCGGUCAGCUGUCCAUCAAGCAUAGGGAAUUAGGGGACAAUGAAGACCAGGAGUGGAUGAUCCUGUGCCAGGAGGAGUAUGUUCCUGGCUGUUACUGGGCGCUGUUUGAUGGUCAUGGGGGUCCUGCUGCUGCAGUCAUCGCCUCCAAUGUCUUGCACAGCUGCUUGAGGGCAAAGCUGGAGGAUGUAGUGGAGGGCAUCCUGGCACCCCAGCCCCCUAUGCAUCUCAGUGGCUGCUGCAUCUGCUCCAGUGAUCCCAUGUUUGUGGAGGAGAAAGGAAUCCAGGCACAAGAUCUGGUGAUUGGAGCCAUUGAGAAGGCUUUCCAGGAAUGUGACACAAUGAUUGGGCAGGAGAUGACAGCCACUGGCCAGUUUGGGGGCUGCACAGCUCUGGCCAUCCUCUACCUGGAGGGGAAGCUUUAUGUUGCCAAUGCUGGGGAUAGCAGAGCCAUACUUGUACAGAGAGACAGCAUGAGAGCUCUGAGCUCCGAGUUCACCCCAGAGACAGAGAGACAGCGAAUUCAGCACUUGGCCUUCAUUCAUCCCAGGCUUCUGGCUAACGAGUUUACCCGGCUGGAGUUUCCCCGGCGCCUGAAAAGUGAAGACUUGGGACAGAAAGUCCUAUUUCGAGACUAUAACAUGAAUGGCUGGGGCUACAAACAAGUGGAGAAAUCAGACCUCAAAUACCCACUGGUUCACGGACAGGGCAAGCAGGCUCGUUUGCUGGGUACUCUGGCUGUGUCCAGAGGACUGGGAGACCAUCAGCUGAAGGUCCUGGACUCAGAUAUCAACAUCAAGCCCUUUCUUCUCUCUAUUCCUGAGGUUACUGUAGUAGAUUUAGAACAGCAGGAGCCCCAAGAGGACGACGUGAUCAUCAUGGCCACUGAUGGGCUCUGGGAUGUCCUGUCUAAUGAACAAGUAGCCCAGCUAACACGCAUCUUCCUCCAGGAUAACAGACAUGACCCCAACAGGUUUUCAGAGCUGGCCAAAUUGUUGAUCCACAGGACACAGGGCAGAGAGGAUGGCAUCUGGGAACAGAGCUCAGCAGGCAAUGUGCUGGUGUCCUAUGAUGACAUUUCAGUGUUUGUGAUUCCUUUGCACCACACACACACAAAAAAGAAAUAAGGAUUCCUGAGGCUUUCCACUACUAGCUAAGCCCCACCUCUUCUUGAAACCUGGGACAAAAGGCCAAGUUAAGGGAAUCUCAAGAAGAGCUGAUGAGGAUGAAUGGUCUAAGUCCAACCCAACCUGUCUUAGGUUUCACGCGUGCCCCAUUUACUCACAGCAGGCUCAGGACCAAUGCAUUCUGAACUAGAAAGACAUGUCCCAGCUCUUGCUACACAAAAGCUUUCCCUAGGACCCAGGGGACAUCUGUUGAUAAUCUACUCCGUGAAGCAUGUUCAAGAAACUUUGAGAGAGAGAGAGAUCUGGCUUACCUUGAGAGGGUAAUUCCAUGAUUCCUGCCAAUUAAAGCCCCUACCUAAGUGUUACAGAAAACAGGGACUGAAAUAGCAAGGACUGUAGACUUUCAAGAAUGGCAAAGGAUGGGUGGUUCUUCCUGCCAUUCUUUGCUUCCAGAAAGUUUCUUCCCUGCUUUGUCCAACAUAACUUUGGGAGAGGAUGGAAAGUUACCUUUUCCCUAAGGGAACAUCAUGCUUCUGCUGAGAAAAGCGUUUCCUUCUGCGCCCAGGAUCCAUAUACCUGGUCAUAUACCUGCUCCUCCCAAUUCUAAGCAUUUGGGGGGGGGGGGUAACGCUCCAGAAUGGUUUUGCUGUGCUACCUAAAUUAUCAUCUACAUUACAGCCAGGACUGAGAAUGCUAA